This is a messenger RNA of Oreochromis niloticus (Nile tilapia), 16728 nucleotides long. RefSeq names its product polycystic kidney disease 1a (gene pkd1a). The coding region runs from base 466 to 14454 and encodes 4662 amino acids. Gene Ontology annotation, biological process: calcium ion transport. The record is from RefSeq and is a predicted model, not a curated record. The transcript is spliced from 56 exons. NCBI's taxonomy places the organism in Eukaryota, Metazoa, Chordata, Actinopteri, Cichliformes, Cichlidae. Gene Ontology annotation, cellular component: plasma membrane. Gene Ontology annotation, molecular function: monoatomic cation channel activity; protein binding.
UGGCAACUUAAAAAAACUGUAUAAGCCAUUUUCUAGCUGUUUUAUUUAGUAACUUUCACUUUAAAUGUUUGCCCUUUUUAAAUGGGUAAUCAGUCUAAUAUUGUAUUCAUUCAACUGAGAAGGAAAAGUAGGCUAUUCGCCAGGUCACAGUGGCGGCUCGGGGAACUGCAUGAUAUGGAAAAAGGGGGAGGGAGGAAGUUCUCCAAAACUUUUUUCUCCUCAAAGGAUUCUGGAAAAGCUCCGUUACAUUUCCAGGGGAAGGGGAUACGAGGAGAAGAAAAACAACGCUGGGAAAAUAAAGGCAGAUAACGGUGUGAAAAAGUUAAUGACUUCUUCUGUUUUUGUCUCUUUACAUGAAAGCCGUGGAAAAAGGACACGCGUGUUUUUGCUUUUGUUCCGUGCAUUUUGUUCCUUCCCAGAUUGUGAGGACUUACACCAUCAGAGGCGAUGAGAUGUGAGUGAGCUAUGCCUUGUGGAAAUGGACAGACUUUAUCCAAGCGAAAACAUGGCGUCUGCCUCCCGAGGUUUAGUUUCUUUUCCAGUCUGCUUGUGGCGCUCUGCUGCUUGGAAGUAUGGGGCUCCGCGGCGCAGGCGGACGGCGGCAAGAGCUGCAGUCCCUGUCCCGUUAACUGCAGCUGUACGGGGCCCCAGCAGUCCUGCGUCGUCAACUGCUCCAACAUCGGGUUGGAAAGGGCCCCUGCGGCGGAAGAGAUCCCGCUGGCCACCAAUGUGUUAGAUCUGUCCAAGAACCACAUCUCCUCCCUUGAUACCAGUCUGCUACAUCAGCUCACCGGCCUCCAAGAACUACAUCUUCAAGGGAACAGGAUCAAUGUUCUCCCCAGAGGACUGUUCUGCUGUGGCCUGCUGUCAGUCCUUGAUUUGAGCAACAACCAAAUCACCACCAUUGAAGAAAGGAUAUGUGACGACCUAUGUAAUCUAACUCAGAUUGAUCUAAGCAGUAACCCCUUUGAGUGUGACUGUAAGCUGUUCCGGUUUGUCAGCUGUCUUCAGCAAAAAGGCGUGCAAGUUCGACGCUCAAAUGAAUUGCGCUGCAGACACCCCCUUGACCUCCAAGAUCGGCCUUUACUCAGUGUCAGACUGCCCACCUGUGAUAUGAAAACAAAUACAGGUCUGUAUGCUGCGUGCCUUGAGGAUAAGAACAGUGGAGGACUGGGACGAAGCGAACUUGUUAUCUUCUCCUACUCCACAUUCCGAAACUUGACACGGGAACAGUGUCACAGUGUGUGUUUCAAUGAAUCGCAUCGGUAUGGGGGCUUAGGAGAGAAGCACGAAUGCCUCUGCAGUAAAAACUCGGACCCCAACUAUAUCAGCACGUCUCAGUGUUCUGCUGCCUGUACGAACCCCGAUGUGAUGAAGAAAUGUGGGUGGGCUCUGGCUCGCGAAGUCUUUGUGGUGGAGUUCUCGGUCUCGCUGACUCCUCUCCAGCUGCAAAGCGUUCACAACCACAUCACUUUCACCGCCAACUCCUCUGUCACACCUGUGACGCUGUCCUGGGACUUUGGUGACCUUUCACCCCGUGCCAACACCACAGGAACCGUUAGCACCACAUCAGCUCACAAAUACGGACUUCCUGGAUCUUAUAUAGUCAGUCUGACGGCCUGGGCGGGACAUAAGAAGGUGUCUGCACGUGGGGAGGUGACUGUAACGCUUCCUCCCAAACUAGAGCUGCACUGUCCACCUCUUGUUGUGGCCAAUAGGAGUCUGGAGCUCACACUUGUCAGCUGGGGCUCGGUUGGCUUGAAUGUAGACUGGAAGAUUACGAAAGAUGAUGUCCAAGUUGCCAAAGCCUCUCCUUUCUGUCCAGUAGAUGCGACGCACGAUCACGAGUCCUCAAGCUGUUUCCAGAUCCUUCCAGGAGAGCUGAGCUGGACUGAUGCUCGAAAACAGUGUUUGAACCGCGGUGGGGAUCUGGCAAUAGUCAGGAGUGACAAGCUGCGUAACCUGCUGGCAACCAAAGUCACACAGGAGCGAGGUGUGUGGCUGGGCCUGAGUGAUAUAGACACCCCUGGCAAGCUGCACUGGGUGAACGGAUCAGAGAUGCAGGAGGGAGAGGAGAUACUUCAUCCUCGUUUGACGAGCUCUCGUGGCAAUGUGUGUGUCUUCCUUGAAGCACGCGGUCAGACCAGUACAUACCAAUGCAAUGCCAAGCGGCCGUAUAUGUGCCAGUACACUGCCGAAGUCCGUGUUCCAGAUGCCGGGAUCUACAUGGUUGGCAUGGCUGUGUUUCCUUCCCAUAAUCCUUUCCACAGUGCUUCACCCACACUCCACUCUGUUUCACAACCUCCCAGCAGUGUCAUUGAGAUGCUGUUGUUCCCUGCACUGAGCUUUGUUCAGGCAGGUCGCCUGUCCUCCCUGGAAUUUGCCACUCAGGACCUCAGCUCACAAGUCCACGUCCGAUUUCAGAUAUACAGACCUCACUGUCAUUAUCACGGCACACACCUGCUGCUCCCCAGUUGUGGAGGCCCAGCAUGUGCCCCGGUAGCUCUUUGUGUCUCAACUGACACCAAGAGCAGUGAUCCAUCCUCUUGCCCCCGACUACAGCAGUGGUGUCCCUUCCAGGGUCGGUGCCUGCCCCUCUCUAGUCCCUGCCCACCAUCUUCCUGUCCUAACUGCACCCAUGUUCAGCACCUGACAGCUGGGACAUUUAGGCCCCGAUACAUCCUACAGGACGAGGUGGUUUUCACUCUGCCGGCAGGAUCAGCUUUACAUGUGCUGUUAAAAGACCAAUUGGAGGACAUUUUGGUUUCACGUGGUGAUGUGAUCGCUCUGCAGCAUGAUGCUGGUCCGUCCUCCCUGCUUCACUGCCAGUCUUCCCCACAGUCACCAUGGCGACAACCUGUUUUAGGUCUUAAACGAUCAGACUGGUUCUGGAUCAAUAACACCAGACUCCCAGCAGACAGUUCACCUGAACAUGACACUGACCUUCUGCCUGACCCGGAGCUCGACAUAGAGACACUGGUGAAGAGUGGCGAGGCAGGCUGGCUGGAGGAAAUGGUUUGCCCUGUCAGAGUGCUCUAUAUGGAACAGAGUACGACUCAGCUGCAGGGAUCACAGCUGUCUGCUGGGCUUCCUCAACCUGGAAACUACAGCCUGCUGGUAACUUCUGUUGAACCGUCAUACUCAGUCUCUGCAUCGUGCCCAUUGCGGGUGGUGGCUCCAUUGGGCCUGACAAUCCUCCAUCCCCCUGUGCAGAAUGGCACCCUCUACAUGCAGUCCGAUGACACCCGGCUUCUACUCCGUGUGCAGUCUUGCGAGCCAACAACGGUAUCUUGGCGUGGCAGUAAUCAUAGUGCCACUUUCCAGUUUGAAUGUCCCCUGGAUUUUUUGUCCAAUCCAGCACUCUGUCAGCUGGGGCCAAACCCAGGGUCUGGGGGUGUGGUUGCAGAGCCCAGCCAGUUUGCAGUGCUGGAUCUGAGUCUGAAAAUGGAGGAACACAAGGAUCCAGUGCAGGUGGAGCUGGAAGCCCACAAUAAUGUAAUAGAGGCCAGCCUGAAAGUGAUUGUUCACCUGGAAAAGCCACUGAGAGGAUUGGUGGUACAGCCGCAUCCUGCACGCAGGGUACUGAUGGAGUCAGUUGUGAGCUACACAGCAUCAGUGCUUGAAGGCUCCAACCCCACAUUUAAAUGGACAGUGGAUGACAAGCCCUACUUCACUUAUUACAACACUGUCCUCAAUGUCAUCUACCAGAAUGCUGCUGUCUACAAACUUACAGUGACAGCCUUGAACCAUGUCAGCACGCUCACAGACCAUUUCAACGUAACCGUAGACCGGCUCCAGCCCAUGGUCAACCUCACAGUCAGGGGAGUGCCAAAUGUGGUCCCCCAGGGCUCCACUCAGACUCUUACUGCCUCGGUGCUCAUGGAUAUGUCCGUUUCUGCCACUUUCCGAUGGUCUUUUGGUGAUGGAGGAUAUAAGGAAUUUGAAUACAAGCCUCCUUACUCUUCCUCCCUCUUUUGUCAAGACUCACCUAAUCAAGUCCUCCUAAGCAACAAUAUUACCUAUAUUUACUCUCAGCCAGGAAUAUACACCGCACUGGUGUCAGUUUCCAAUCGUUAUGAGAACAUCACUAAAAGCAUCAACAUGAGCGUCUACAGCAUCCUCACUCAUGUUAAUAUACAGACGGAGCCAGCACUUCUCCUCGCUGGCAAAUCAGCUUUUUUUGAGGCUCACCCUUUGCCCACACCGUAUGGAAUUCACUAUGAGUGGCACUUUGGAGAUGGCUCUGUCACUCAAAUGGGUCGCCGUGUGCCGCACACCUUUACAGACUCGGGCAACUUCACUGUUUGUGUUUCAGUAAACAACACCAUCAGCUCUAAUAGUGCUUGUGCUGAGAUGUUUGUCUAUAAGGAGAUUGAAGAUCUAACAGCUAAAAGCACUUCUCCCACAGAGCUUCACAGUCCUACAAAGGUGUGGGCACACCUUCGUUCGGGUAACAACAUCACAUGGACAUUCUCAAUGGGUGAUGGGAAAAUUUAUACCCAAUCUGAGCCUAACGUGUCACAUACCUAUGCGAAAGAUGGUAACUAUACAGUAAAUGUGACUGCUAUGAAUGCUGUAAGCUCUGGAUGGACAAUCCUUCCAGUUCAGGUGUUUGUCUUCCAAGUUAUAAGAAUGGAGCCCUCCGGAUGUGUCCGAGAGCAGACCACUGUCAACUUUCAAGCCUGGGUGUCUGGUAACGCAUCAGCUCACCUUUAUGAAUGGAGCUUUGGGGACGGAAGUCCCACCGAGACACACCGUGGCAACCCCAGAGUCUCUCACACUUAUUUGGCAAGUGGGAAUUACCACCUUUCCUUGCUCCUUUCCACCGGUGCCAACAAGACCACCAAGGCCAAUUUCUUUACCUGGGUAUGUGUGCAGCCAGCUUUGAAAAACAUCAGCCUUACCCCUGAGAUAUCCCAUUACGCUGUGGGAGAAGAAAUACAAUUCUGGGUUAGAGCUGAGCCUCAAUUUAACUACAGUUAUCAGUGGGACUUUGGUAGAGAAGAAGACCCUGUGCUCAUUCAUGGUUCAGGGAGUAUGGUGACAGCAUUUAAGAACCCAGGUCUCUACAUGGUGACGGUAAAUGUUUUCAAUAACAUCUCCAGCAGUAACGCUAGUGCUGUCAUUGAGGUUCUGAUGCCCAUUGGACCAAUUGUCAUUCAGCAUAAUGGCACUAAGUACAAUAAUUUGACACUUGGAGCACCAUACACUUUUAUCAGUUCUUCAUUGGCCUCCAAUGUCACUUACACCUGGAACUUUGGAGAUGGAAAUGAGGUUACAGGACAGAAUGUCCUGCAUACCUACAACAUCUCUGGAAAAUACAAUAUCACGUUGAAAGCAGCCAACACAGUUAGUCAGAAUUAUACUACUUUAACAGUUAUUGUGAUUGCACCAAUCAGUGGGUUGAGAGUCAAUGCAAGCUUGGUAAAAGUCCCUCUCAACGCCUCAGUCACCUUUGAAGCCCAAAUGGAGGAGGGCGAUCGGUCAAGUGUGCGGUACUCUUGGAUACUGUGUGACCACUGUACCUCAAUCCCAGGGACCUACACUAUGUAUUACACCUUUCGUUCAGUUGGGACUUUCAACAUCAUUGUGACAGCAGAGAAUGAUGUAGGAACAGCACAAGCAAAUAUCUUCCUGUUUGUUCAACGUGAGUUGGAGGGGCUGCAGAUUUUGGCAGAGGAGACUGGGGGAGAGGGAAGCAUCAGACUGGAUGGUUGUUGCUUCUCUACAAACCGUGGUCUCCAACUUCAAGCUGGAUUAAAGGAAGGCACCAACAUGACCUUUACUUGGAACAUCAUCAGAGAGCAAGACCCUGACAGCUCAUUCAACAAAACUGGGAAAACAGUUCAACUGAAUUUUCCCAAGCCUGGUCCUUGUAUCAUCCUACUCUGGGCUGCCAACCUUCUGGGCCAGCUGUCUGUCAACAGAACCAUCCGCUUCCUGGAACCAGCUGGAGAUGUGCACCUUCAGAUCAGCAAAAACCCAGUGGCAGUCAAUGUUUCAGUAAAUCUCACAGUACUGACUACAGAAGGCUCAGACCUACAGUUUCGUUGGUCUGUAGAUGGGAAUGCUCUGCAGGGGAAUAUUCCCUGGAAGACCCACACCUUCAACACUAUUGGGGAAAAACAAGUAACUGUGGAGGUCUUUAAUGAAGUUGGCUCAAGGACUGUGUCAAAGCUUGUCAGUGUCCAGGAAGUAAUUUCUGGCCUAAACUUCUCGGUCACUAAUGGGACUCAGGACAGUUACAUAGCAACGGGUGACAGCAUCUUUCUACAGGGGAAGGUAGUGACAGGAACCAAUGUGACAUGGACAUGGCUGCUGGAUGGAAAAACAGAAACGGGAAAGAAAACAUCUGUAAUUUUUCAGGAGCCAAAGAUAGCCAAUGUUACUUUGAAUGCCACCAAUGGUGUCAGCUCGCAAGUGUUUUCAAAGGAAUUCUUUGUUCAGGAAAAGAUUGAUAAGUUGGACUUUAAGGCAAGUAAGAAUUUUGUAGCAGUGAAUGAAGAGGUGGACUUCAUUAUUUCCAUGGCAGCAGGUUCGGACGUUGAACUGAUUCUCAGCAUCAGCGGCGAUGCAACUGUUUACGCUAAGCCUAAUGAGAUCUACAGCCACGUAUUCAACAGGGUGGGAACAUACAAUGCGAACCUCACUGCUCACAACCAGGUCAGUUCUAAGAGAAUCAAUCUCCAUGUUGAGGUGAUGGAGCUGGUGCGUGGGCUCUCCAUUGAAGGAAUCUCAGAUGCAAUCGCAGUUGGUGAAAAUAAAAUGUUUGUGGCCAAAAUAUUGGCGGGCAGUUCUGUUAGUUAUCUGUGGACUUUUGAUCUGCACCAUCACAAGUCAACACAUAUCGGCAAAGAGGCAUACUACACUCCAGAAGAACCAGGUAAUUUGACCAUUCACCUGAAGGUUUUCAACAAUCUGCAAGGUCAGGAAGUCACCAAGUGGAUAUUGGUACAGAAUGUGCUGAAGUCUGCAGUUCUGAACGCUGUGCCACGUGAUACUCUCAUUAAUAAGACGGUGAAAUUUAGAGCCUAUAUCCUCCCCGUAUCUAAUCCUGUGGUGUGCUUGUGGCACUUUGGCGAUGGCUCUGCUUCCGUUCGCACAAACACCACAACUGUGGGCUAUGAGUACAGACACAAAGGACACUAUCUGGUUCAAGUAAACUGCAGUAACAUGGUGAGCUGGGUGUUGGCGCAGGUGGAAGUAAACAUCAGUGUGUUAGAGUGUGAGGAGCCAGAAGUCCAUGUGGUUCAAGCUCCACGCUUGUCCAUCUGGCGCUCCCAACCCGCUCUGGUAGAGGCCAAUGUGGAUCUGAAAGGCUGCAUACGCUACGGAGCUCAGUACCUCUGGCAGAUAUUCUCAGGAUCCUCUUGCGAUAGUGAAAUCAUGAAGGACCAAUCAGUGACCCUCGGGGCUACGAUUCGUCUGGCUGUGGAGGUGGACAUGCGGCGGCUGCAGCUGUCGUUGCCUAAGAUGGCUUUGGCAGCAGGGAACUACACAUUAGUGUUUUCUCUGUCGUAUGAAGGUGUGCCGCUGAGGAAGGCUGCCUGUCUGCAUUUAAGCAUCGUCUCUACUAGGCUGGUGCCAAUUAUAGAAGGAGGCACCUACAGGGUGUGGUCAAGAACACAAGACCUGCAGCUCAGUGCAGAAAAGUCUUAUGACCCCAACAUGGACCAAAGCAGACAAUCACUACUCCACUACCACUGGGAAUGUCAAAAUACCUCAAAGGGUCCAGAGCACUGCUCCACCCUGAACUUUGGCCUGGGCUCCAGCGGCCCUGUGCUGGGGAUCUCUGGCUCAGAGCUGGAGGCUGAGGUUGAAUACACUUUCAAACUGACCAUAAGCAAAGAUGGCCUGGCACCAGAGUCCACCACACAGACUGUGCUCGUCCAAAGCGGCCACAUUCCCAUUGUGUAUCUCGAGUGUGUGUCCUGUAAGGCCCAGUCGAUUUACGAGGUCAGCCAGAACUCGUAUGUCUACCUCCGAGGAACCUGCACCAACUGCCACGGCGUUCUUCGUGUGCGCUGGAGUGCCAUGACGCUAAAGAAUGAGACUCUGGUCCUGGACUCCUCCUCCACCACGACAGGAAGCGACGGUAUGAAUCUGGUGCUACGGCAGGGGGUCCUGCGGCAUAAUGAUUCCUAUGUCUUCACCCUGCAUGUGACUGACAGCAGCUUAAAUGGCGAGGGCGCUGCUUCUAUCACACUGCAUCACAACAAGGCCCCGGCAGGUGGGGAAUGUCACCUGAGAGCUGGAGGGGAGGCAGGAGUGGCCUACGCGGAUCUAGAUGGUGAAGGCAGGAGGAUACGCACACUGCUGGACCGCGUACACUUCAACUGCUCUGGUUACAGUGAUCUGGGGGACUCUGAAACUACAUUGCUGUACAGUCUGCUAGUGACACGCUGCAAAGAAGAAUACUGUGAGGACUUUUGCGUGUACAAAGGGAGCAGUCCAGAGCACUCGGCCUUCCUGCCUCCAGGUUUCAGCAUAGCCCAACAUCAUGUAUACGUGUACAUCACAGUGGAGGACCACCAGGGAGCUGCCAUCAUGCCACUUAACAAGACCAUUGAGGUUGUACUGCCAGAUCCACCUCCUGAAUACAGCAGUCUUCCCCAUUGGCUUUCCAAUCUGACAGACAGCAAACUCAAGAAGCUGCUGGAGCAGGGAGAUUCCCAGAGGGUCAGAGAGUUAUCAUUGGCUCUUAUUACAGUCCUAAAUGAGUACGAGCAGACCAGUCGGUCGUCACGCGUAUCCCGAGAUGAGCGCAAUUAUAGAGUCAGAGUCCGCAGCAACAUCACAAGAGCUCUGACUGCUCUGGAUCUGACAACUGUGAGCGAUAUCCAGCAGACCUCCGCUGCUCUCGCACAGUGCACGGCGGUAAGUCGAGAGUUCAUCUGUGAGGAGUGUCAGAACAGCACUCUGAACAAGCUGGAGUCCAUGCUGGACAUUCUGCAGACAGACACCAAGCAGGGCGUCGUCACUCCAACUGAAAUAGCUGACAACAUCCUGAACAUCAUGGGUGAUCUGAUCCAUCAAGUCAGUCAGUCAGCUUCCUACUCGUACCUCCAGGCUGCUUAUUUGGAUUCCUCCUCACCCCCGUCCAUCUCAACCCCUUCUUCCUCUGGUGAAGAGUAUGGAAACGCCGUGUUAGACACACUGGAGCCACACCCUCUGCGUGUGGCAGCAAAGGCUUACAGUCUGUCCUCGGUGCUCAUGUUGAUCCUCAUGCACGGCCGCGUACUCAACGAGGAGCCACUCGUUCUGAGGGGAGCUGAGAUAGCAGCCACGGGAAAACUGGCAGACCCCCAGAGUCUCCUCUGCUACCAUGGCAACAACAGCCCAGAGUGCCAGCUGUUCUCCAUCCCCCGAGCUUUCAACAAACGUCUGGGCAGAGCUGCUGCUGGAAAAAGCAUCAUGCAGCUACUUUUUCAGGUGGAGUCCAACCCAUUCCCCUUCAACUAUGUGGCCAACUACACCAUCUCUACCGAGGUGGCAUCCAUGGAGUUUCGCACUGAAAAUGGAACCCAGAUCCCAAUCUCUGGUCUUGAUGAUAGUCUGGCCAUCACAGUUGCCAUUAACAAUAGUAGCAUUGGAGAAGUGGGUUCUGAAGGUUCUGGUACUGGAGGAGUACCCACAGCGGGGGCUGUUAACAUCAGCCACUGUGACUCUGUCAUCGUUAGGGUCAGCGCAGGAAACGGCAACAGACAGGCAGGGCUGUUUGUGCAGCUCAACUUCACCAUCCAAGAUGUAAAAGAAAAGUAUGAAAGAGAAAAGAAUGACAAAGAGGAGCCAUUCAUCACCGCCUACCUCCAUUCCCACGAACAACCCAAUGAGUUCAACUGCACAGACAGAAAACGUAUCACUCUCAAUAUGACCAGAGGGCAAGAUCUCGACCACAGGGACUACACCUUCUUCCUGUCACCAGAGACCUACGACACCACUCUGGACUACUUUAUCAACGUGAGUACGCCCUGCAGCUCUGACUCUCUGCCCGUGGAUGUUCGUCUGGAGGUCGGGGUGUUUGCUUCUCUGUGUCAGUACUUCAGUGAGAGUGAAAAGCAGUGGCGGACAGAUGGCAUGGUGCCAUUAGCAGAGACCAACUCCAGCAGAGCGGUUUGCCGUACCAAGCACCUCACAUCCUUUGCCGCAGGCCUGUUUGUGCCAACCAAUGCCAUCAGCUUUAAAGUGCCAGAGCGUUCAGGAGCACCAAGCCUGGUCGUGCUGUUGGUGUGUCUAUUGGGCUUAAUAUGCUAUGUUGUAGCGGCGGCUAUCUUACACAAGUUGGACCAGCUGGAUCUACGGCGGGCUGGUGUGGUUCCACUCUGUGGCCGAGAUGGACUCUUUAAGUAUGAGGUCCAGGUGAAAACUGGCUGGAACCAAGGGGCAGGCACCACGGCUCACGUGGGAAUCAGUUUAUAUGGGCGUGAAGGCCGUAGCGGACAUCGCCAUCUCGACAGCAGAGGGGCUUUUGCCCGCAAUGCACUCGACAUCUUUCAUAUUGCUACAGACACCAGCUUGGGCAAUGUCUGGAAAAUACGUAUUUGGCAUGACAAUAAAGGUCUGUCUCCAGCAUGGAAGCUACAGUAUGUCUUGGUAAAAGACUUGCAGACAGGAAGCAGCUACUAUUUUCUGGUGGAAGACUGGCUGUCAGUGGACAACGAGAGAACUCAUGGACAGGUGGAUAUGGAGGUGGAGGCUUCAGAGGAGGCCGUGCUUCUUCAGCUGCCUCGCCUCCUGCGGUAUGAGCUGCAGAGGGCACUGUGUGAGAGUCACCUGUGGGUUUCGCUGUGGGAGAGGCCCACCCGGAGCCCCUUUACCCGCCUGCAGAGAGCCACGUGCUGUGCUUUGUUACUCCAGCUCUUCCUGUUGGCCAACACUCUGUGGUACAGCAUUGUGGUGGACAAGCGAUACGGCCCGAGGGCUGUGUCAAGGUCUUCAUCAUUAAACGGCGAGACAGUGGCAGCAGGUGUGGUCACCUGUCUGAUCGUCUACCCUUUCUACUUGCUUGUUUUCACGCUGUUCAGAAUGAGCCGCAGCAAGUGUGUGACCGUGGAGCAGGUGACACAACAAGUGGACCAGGAGUCAGUGGAGAUCGAUGACUUCCUGGACAACUCCAUGGCAGGAAGUUCCUUCCUCUUUUUUAAUGGCGAGACCAACUCAGAGGAGACCAACGUGGACUUGCCCACUCCAUCAACUAAAAGUGAGGAGAGCUGGGACAUGGUAGAGGAGGAGACGGAGGACAGAGACUGGCCAGAGCUGCUGAGUGACACUUCAGUGGUUGGAGGUGCUGGGCAUGGGGCAGGGAUGCCCAGGCUGAAGAGGGGUCAGGGCAGCAGGCACCUCGGUGUUGACAUGGCCUUUAACCCUGAUGAUGAAGAAGGCGCUGAGCAACGCAACAAAUAUUUCACCUCUUCAGAUGAAGAUCUGAUCAAGCACAUACUGGCAGACGGACAGAACUUCUUUCCUCAGGCAGAUGAAAGCGAGAUGGCUGACCUGUCGAGCAUUUUUGAGGAUAAGACUGAAGUGAUUCUCCUAACAAAGCUGAAUGACCCUCUUCUUCUGGAAUCUGUGAGGCGGGACCCACCAAAGACAGCCUUCACCUCAAACACAGUUGUAACAGACGUGUGUCGUCCAAGACGGUUUCCACCUUGGUGUGGACGUGCUGCCAUGUGGGGCAGCUGGGCAGGAAUCGCUCUGGCCAAUGGUGUUUCAGUUUGGGCUGGCUAUGGGUUCAGUCAGAAUGUUGCCAUGAUGUGGUUAAUCUCCUGCUUUGCUAGUUUCUUCUGCUCAUUUCUACUGUUGGAGCCAAUUAAGGUGCUGUGUGAAGCAGUUUACUACGCACUGUGUGUGCGCCGGCUGCGUCCCGAGGACCAGGAUGUGCUGGUGGAGUUCCCCAGGGUGGAGAGAGUGGUCCAGCGGGUACCGAGGGUGAGACCUCCACAGGGCUUUGCUCUGUCUCAGGCCCGACACCAGGCCCGCAAGGUCCACAUGCUGCACACGAUGCUGAAGAAUUUUCUGGUCUAUAUGUUUUUCCUGUUGGUCGUUUUGCUUCUCAACUAUUCCGACUCAGCCAAAGACACUCACAGCCUCAGGCUGCGCACUCAGCUGCAGCGAGCCCUACACACGCCCGAGUACCACAACAUCAGCAGCCGAGAUGAUGUUCUAGCGUGGCUGCAUGACUCCAUGUUGCCACGGCUCCUGGAUGAGUCUGCCCUCUUGAGAGACACAGGAAGCGUGUUACUCGGCACGCUGAGGCUCCGACAAAUCCGUGACGCACAGGCAGAUUCUCUUAGGUCAGAAAACACAUCAUCUUUUUGGGGAAAGAACGUGGUCAUAUCUCCAAGUAAAGAAGAGGAUAAUAGUACAGUUUUUGGUGCCAUGGAUUCAGAUUGGGUGUGGCGUUUGGGUCAGAUGGGGGUGUAUAACAGCAGAGAUGUGGUUCACCAGCUGAACAGAAGCCUGGAAGAAGCCUCCUCCUCCUUAAAGCAGCUGCAACAGCUGCACUGGCUCGACUCUAGGACCCGUGCUGUGUUUGUGGAAUUCUCUCUCUAUAACGUAAACACAAACCUGCUGGCUGUCUUUUCCUUCCUGUUUGAGUUCCCAGUCUCUGAGCGUGCCCAGUCCAGCUUUGACCUCAUUGUCAUCACACUGUGGCCAAUCACAGGCCUGGACCUGCAGCUUCUUCUAAUGAUCAUCCUCCUCGCCUUGGUGUUGUAUUUCCUCGUUCGGGGCAUAUUGGGCUUCCUCAGAGAAGGCUAUAGGUACCUGCUGUCAGCCUGGAGACUCCUGGGUAUCUGUAAACUGUCUCUAGCAGCGUCUGUAUUCGGAAUACACCUGUGCCGCUGCAUAAUAGCUAAACAGCAAUGGACAUCAUACCUGAAGCACCCUCGGGAUACAUUCACAGAUUUCUACCCCCUGGCCAAACAGACUCAGAUGUACACCGUCAUGUCUGCCUCGCUGUUGUUCAUACUGGUACUCAAGGCGUCCCACCAGUUGCGGUUUCUCCGUGAGUGGGCCGUAUUUGGCAGAGCUCUGCGGCGCUCAGUCUGGGAGCUGCUGGGAGCUGCUCUGGCGUUACUGCUGUUGGUGCUGGCUUACUCACACACGGGACACCUGCUCUUCCACUCUGUGUUGGACGGCUACAGCAAUGUGAUCUCAGCCAGUCUGUCCUUACUGGGUUCCGGUUGGUGUGGCUUGUUGUCGUGGCGUCCUGCCUGGAUAAUUACUGGUCCCAGCACUUUCUCUGCACUGCUGUUCCACAUAAGCUUUGCUAUAUUUCGCCUGGUGUUGCUGUGGUUGGUCACUUCUGUUUUACUGAGGAACUACCGGCGUGCACGGGCAGAACUAUACCGCCCAGCAGUGGAUCUCCAAGACUACGAGAUGGUCGAACUGUUCCUCAGAAGACUCAAAAUGUGGAUGGGACUCAGUCGGGCCAAAGAGUUUCGCCACAAGGUGCGUUUCGAAGGCAUGGAGCUCCCACCGUCCCGUUCAUCCUCCACCAGCGACUGUAAGUCCCUGUGCUUGCCUCCUCUGGACAGUCCAGACUCCCCACCUACCCCAGACAGUGUUGAUGCUGGCUCUGAGGCCUCGUGGCGUCCAGCGUCUUCCAGCCCCUGCAGCCUCACAGAAGCCCCGGGUAUUGGCCUGGGGCUUGGCCUGGGGCUUGGAUUGGGCAUUGGCCCAGGAGUGGUGGUGGGAGGUAACAGCUGGAGAGAGAGAGCAGAGACUGAAGCUUCUCUUAGAAGACUCCUCCCCACCCUGGAUGCUCUGCUGCAACAGCUUGACCGUGUCAAUACAACGACAGAGGAUCUGUACCACAUUGAGUGUAAACUGGAGCGAGCCCAGAGGAAAAGGAGGCGUAGAGGGAGGGAGAGGGAGAGAGACGAUGGAGUUCAGGGAGGUAGGAGCGAAGGGGGACAGAGAGGGGAAGGGGAAGCCUGGAAAGAACAAAAGCGUGGCAAGGAAAAGAACAAAGGGAGCAGGAAGGGGAAAAAGGUAGAUAAAAGUGAACUUCCAAAAGAAUGUGGGAGCAGUGCUGCCAUCCCCAAAAAGACUCCUGUAGCUACACCCGUUCCCUUUUUGAAGCCCCGACCCUCCUCUGCUUCUACAAACCCCCCUGUUCCCCAGUUGUCUGCCAAACCUUCAAUCAGUGUGCCUCCACCCACACCAGUCACAGAUAAGUCCUCCGAUUCUUCCUCUCUCCCCCUGUCAUCAGCAAACACAUCAUCUUCCCAAGUCCUGCCAUCAAAAACACCUACAGCUCUUCCAUCCACCCGUGCACCCACCCCUUCCCUGCCAUCUACGCCCAUUACACGCAACUGGGAUCUUCCUGCAGAGAGAGAGACCCUCCCUUCCUCAAGCCUGUUCAACCACCCAGCUCACACAACCACGAUCCCUACACGCAAACGGAAACGCAAACCCCCAUCCCUCAAAAACAAAGUGCACCCAACUUAGAUUGAUACGAGCAGAUAGAAUGAAAAGAAGUGAAAGGUGGAGAAAAAGGAUGUGCGCUUAAAAUGAUGGGUUAAGGACGAGAGGAGGCGCUCAUGGGCAGCAGGUUUUGUCUUCAGAUGCCACUCUCUAAACCCAAGGAAAGGACAGAAACUAAUAGAUGUGAAAGUACAAGGAUGAGCUACAGGAAAGAAUCAAGAAGGAUCAAACAAGCAGUUUGGGGUACUGAAAGACGAAAAGAGCAAUAAAAUAAGACUCUGCAGGUUUAUAAGCAGUGAUCCGUCUCAAUCCCGACUCCGUUCUCAAGGUGCAGGUCACCAGAUGCUAGCUGAGCUGGUUAAGGGGACAUAAAGUCAGCAGUGAAACCAAGAAGUUCCUUUCAUUGUUUUCCCCGGACCAAAACUGCCCCCUGAUCCCAUGUGACCCUGGAGGUUACCUGGGGUCAUUGACAGGAGCACAGAAAAGUGCUCACCAUAAGACUCAAUGAACUGAAAGCAUUCUAUGCAAUCAGACUUUUGUGUAUCUCAGAAAGAAAGUGUGAUUUCUCAAUUAUGUUAUCUGUCUACAAACUGUUACAUUUUCUAUUUUUGGUCACCAUGGGUACCUGUGGCCUGUCCCAAAUUUGCAUGCAGGCGCACACAGAUAUACGCACAUGCAGGUGUACACAUGUGUAGAAAUAACACUGUAGACAACAUAUCAGCAAAUAGGAACGUGUGGUACACUUUAGCCCACUGGGUUACAGGUGAAAACACACACACACACACACACACACACACACACACACACACGCAUGCACGCACACACACAUAGACAUAAUGCUGUUGGGAUUCCAGCAGCCAGUUAUUCAGGGCGCAAAUAUAUCCGUCCUCUCCAGAGAUGAUUGGAGAGACUGAAGACAAGAGAGAUGAAGUCAGAGGAGCCAAUGACAAGGAGGUGUAGCAAGUGAAAAGCAAGGUUAGUGUGAAGAAAAUGAUACUGAACAGAUGAGUCUGAUCGUAGACAAGGAAACAGACAAUACUGAGUAUUUACACAAGUUCUCCCAUUAUAAAGCUAUAAUGACUCCCAGUCUGAUUAUCUUUCCUAAUUGUUUAUUUUUCGUUGUGUUUUGUUCCAUAUGGAAGCAAUUUAAAAGCACUUUUGUUCUGAAGUAUUGUUUUUUUUAAAUGAGGUGUGGUUUAAAUAAUAAGCUUGGUAUCCAAACCAUUAGAGAAAGCUUCACUCAUACUGUAUCUUAAUUAUAAACAUUGCCAAAGCUUUUGUAUCAUUUAUGCAUCCUGAGAUUUUAACCACACCAGUUAAAUAAUUCAUUCAUUCUUGUACUUGCACUUUAUUCUUUAAUGGAGCUGAUAUCAAACCCCAUAUUUAACUCUCGUGUGUCAAGUCAUGCCUUUACAGCAACAUUAUAGAAACGUCCUAGUAAGUAUUAUCAAAGUAAUCAAGCUGUAGCUUGCAGUUGUUUGUACUUUUGUUUGCUCUUUGUGGUGAUGAUGUUUUUGCCUUAUUUUGUUCAACAUGCGCACUUCUUGUGUCCAGCGGGCAGAUCUCAGGGAACCCACCCUUAAAACCUGUAAGAAAGUCCAGGAAAGACAAAAAAAAAAAAACUGAUAUGUAGUAGUUAAAAUAUGUAACUAUGGUCAAUGUGACCCCUGCUCCCUCCCUUCCUUUUCUCAGCAAGGCUCUAGAAGUUGUACUACAUCGAAUUUGCCUUGGAUUUAAUUAAAAUAUAAAAUGUUAAAGUAGUAGUUAUGGGCAUCUUUUCCCCUCUGUUUUCAUACAAAACACCACGGUUAAAGAGCAUAAAGCAAACUUACAGGUGCUCUUAAAAUCCAAUUAAAAAGGGAACUUUUCUUCUUCUGUGUGUGUACAUUUCUGUAUAUAUUAGCGCUUUGUGAUGUAUAUUUUUGCUUUUCAUGAUCAGUCAUUUUUGUGCUGCAGCAACGUACACAUAGGUCGAGCACUGGUGUUGCAAACUUCAGUUUUAUGUUCCACUGGUGUAAUCGAAGUACUACAGCCAAAGCUUUUAAUCAGUUUACUCUUUAACGGCGAAUAGAAAACCCCAAACAGCACAGCAGUCAGCAGUUCCCACCUCCACCAGCGUUAUAUUCCUGCUGUGUGUAACAGCUUAGUGCCAAAGCUCACUGUUGUCUCCUGUUGUAAAAUGCAUUUUGUUUAAAGCAGCGUUAAAGAUUUGUCUAUAUGCUCGUUUGUAUUUUGCAGUUGUCGCACUUCUCAUGCUUUUGCACUUGACAAAGUCAAAUAAAGAAUUUGACAGCUGAA